Dipodomys ordii (Ord's kangaroo rat) is the source of this 805-nucleotide messenger RNA. Its product is annotated as chromosome unknown open reading frame, human C1orf105. The transcript has 6 exons. Lineage: Eukaryota; Metazoa; Chordata; Mammalia; Rodentia; Heteromyidae. The record is from RefSeq and is a predicted model, not a curated record. Bases 166 to 630 code for a protein of 154 amino acids.
GGACACGGGCCGGGCUUCCCGGGAGGCUGAGGCCCGAGGACCGCGGUUCAGGGCCCGGCGGGAGCCCGGGGCUGGGACCGCGGGCUCUGCCCACCCUCUCCCGUCUCUCCUCAGGCUUCCGUCCCGAAGUUCGAGAAGGUUCCGUGGCUGAGCGAAGCGAGCAUCAUGAACAAGCCGCUGGUGCUCAGCCUCCCGAAGAGAUCCCCUCACUUCUCCGCCACUUCCUUCAGGAAGAACCUGGGCUUGCCAAUUCUGCUUCAAGUUCCCAGUGACUUAUGGAAGGACAAGAACCAGAGCAAUGUCAUGCUGCUCAGAAGAAAGCCGCUGUGUCCUGCGUGUCAAGAAAUAAAAAUGGUACAACCAACAAUUCUGGAAAUCCCAGAUGAUCUGAAACUGUCUUUUGAGAAACUUAUGUGUCAUAGAGCGAUGAAUCCUCAUCAAUCCAAAACCCCGGAGUCUGAGUCUUCCCAAAACGACAUCUCCACAGAGAGCAUUCACUACAGACUGCCCCUCAUGGGCCCCCGGACAGCUGUCUUCCACGGGCUGCUGUCAGAUACCUACCGAGCUCUGGAGAAAACCCAGAGCUCCUCACGCAGAAAGGCACCAGUGGGAAAGACCGUGAAGCAAUGAGUGGCCGACUUCCAGGGACCAAACAGCUCCCCAGCCGCCUCUACCCCAGGGCCUCUGCGCAGUCUCUUCAACUUUGGCAUGACGCUUGCUGAUACGCUGGGCCUUGACACCUGCUUUCUAAUCCUUCCUACAGAGACAAGACAAUUUAACCGCCUGGAGAUAAGGAUUUAUUGAU